Messenger RNA from Branchiostoma belcheri (Belcher's lancelet), 1871 nucleotides. Its product is annotated as argininosuccinate synthase-like. NCBI's taxonomy places the organism in Eukaryota, Metazoa, Chordata, Leptocardii, Amphioxiformes, Branchiostomatidae. The transcript has 16 exons. The coding region runs from base 114 to 1349 and encodes 411 amino acids. The record is from RefSeq and is a predicted model, not a curated record. Gene Ontology annotation, cellular component: cytoplasm. Gene Ontology annotation, molecular function: ATP binding; argininosuccinate synthase activity. Gene Ontology annotation, biological process: urea cycle; L-arginine biosynthetic process.
ACGCUCUGAGUGAUUCAUGAUCUGACCGCCCACUCCCUCCAACGUGCACGCUCCAGGCCGGUAGUCUCUGCUUUUCCUCGCGUUACACAGUCAGCUCUGCAGUGACAAGAAGCAUGUCUGAAGCUAAGAAAGUUGUGCUGGCGUACAGCGGCGGUCUGGACACAUCAUGUAUCCUGGUGUGGCUCAUCGAACAGGGAUUCGAUGUCAUCGCUUAUAUGGCUGAUGUCGGGCAGGAGGAAGACUUUGCAGAAGCCAAGGAGAAGGCACUCAAACUGGGGGCCAAGAAGGUUUUCAUUGAGGACUUGAAGAAGCAGUUUGUGGAUGAGUACAUCUGGCCGGCUGUCCGUGCUAACGCCAUCUAUGAGGACCGCUACCUGAUGGGCACGGCCGUCGCGCGCCCGUGUAUCGCCAGACGCCAGGUCGAGAUCGCCAAACAGGAAGGCGCACAAUUCGUGUCCCAUGGUGCAACGGGCAAGGGCAAUGAUCAGAUUCGGUUUGAGCUGACCUGCUAUGCUCUGUACCCUGGAGUCAAGAUCUAUGCUCCAUGGAAGAUUCCAGCGUUCUUUGAAAGAUUCAAGGGCAGACUUGACCUGUUUGAAUAUGCCAAGAAAAACAACAUCCCUCUCCCCGUGACCCCCAAAAGCCCCUGGAGUAUGGACGCCAACCUCAUGCACAUCAGUUAUGAAUCUGGAGUACUUGAAGAUCCUAAGGCCCAUGCUCCUAAGUCCCUGUACCAGAUGACCACAGACCCGGUGGAGGCCCCCAACACUCCGGAGAAACUGGAGAUUGAGUGGAAGGAUGGUGUGCCGACCAAGGUGACUAACCUGGAUGACGGGACUGUGAAGGAUGAUUCCCUCGAACUCUUCCUCUACCUGAACCAAGUGGGUGGAAAGCAUGGAGUUGGACGGAUAGACAUUGUGGAGAACAGAUACAUCGGCAUGAAGUCUCGAGGUAUCUAUGAGACUCCAGCUGGCACCAUCCUGUACCACGCUCACCAGGAUAUAGAACUCUUCACUAUGGACAAGGAGGUGCGCCGACUGAAGAGAGACCUCGGGAUCAAGUUUUCUGAGCAGGUGUACAAUGGUAUGUGGUACAGUCCUGAGUGUGAGUUUACCCGCCACUGCAUCGCCAAGUCCCAGGAGGGCGUGGAGGGGAAGGUUCAGCUGUCUGUGUACAAGGGUAACGUCUACAUCCUGGGCAGGGAGUCACCACGCUCACUCUACAACCAGGAGCUGGUCAGUUUUGAUGUCCAGGGAGACUAUGACCCAACUGAUGCCAACGGCUUCAUCAAGAUCAAUGCUCUUAGGCUGCAGGAGUAUGCACGCCUGCGCUCCAUGGAGGCAAAAUGAGCGCACUUUGCAGCAGCUCCACCUGCUGGAUCCUACAAACAGUGCAACAGUCAAGUUACAACAAUACAAACAGUAGAAAACCUUAUUUUACAACUGGUGUAAUUUCUGUAACAGUUGAAGUUACAGUGUAUUUUUGUGGAAUGUGCAUCUAGUGUUGUCCAUGUUAAUGUAGACAGUGAAAUGUAUUUUGUGCAUUGUAGACUUCCAUCCUCCUUACCAACAACUUGUCAUUGUGGUAAGAUACAGAUGUAGAGGAUGAUGUGACUUAAUGUUACAUGUGACCAUGGAAGAAACUCAAUGAAAUAACCAAAUGUCAUAUACAAACACUACACAAGAAAUAUUAUGAGACCAACCAAAAGUCACUUAAUGAAUUAUAAUGAUAUACAGACUAUAAUAAGGUGUUGGUGGUAUUCACACUAUCUGGCACAAACUUCUCAAGCUAAUACUACUUAAGUGGACCAAGUACAAUCUACAUGUAUGGGUGUGAUGGAAUCUAGAACAAAGAAUGGAACAGUAAAAUUA